Galeopterus variegatus (Sunda flying lemur) is the source of this 546-nucleotide messenger RNA. RefSeq names its product zinc finger protein OZF. Gene Ontology annotation, biological process: regulation of transcription by RNA polymerase II. The record is from RefSeq and is a predicted model, not a curated record. Gene Ontology annotation, molecular function: RNA polymerase II cis-regulatory region sequence-specific DNA binding; DNA-binding transcription factor activity, RNA polymerase II-specific. NCBI's taxonomy places the organism in Eukaryota, Metazoa, Chordata, Mammalia, Dermoptera, Cynocephalidae.
AUGGGCAAGGAGAGAGACGGAAGUGCCCUUGAUGAGGAAAGAGGGCAACAAAACUACCAAGGGGAGAAACCCUUUAUCUGUAAAGAGUGUGGAAAAGCCUUUGGUCAGAGGGCAAACCUCAUUGUGCACCAGAGAACCCACUCCAGGGAGAAACCUUUUCUAUGCAAUGAAUGAGGAAAAGUCUUCAGUCAGCAAUCAUACCUCAUACGACAUCAGAAGAUCCACACAGGUGAGAAACCCUAUGAAUGCCAGGAAUGUGGGAAGACCUUCAGCCAGAGCUCAAUUCAUCAGGGUGUUCACACUGGGGAGAAAUCUUUUGAAUGUGGGAAAAACUUUAGUCAGAGUUCAGGCCUCACUGUACAUCAGAGGAUCCACACAGGUGAGAAACCAUUUGAGUGUAAUGACUGUGGCAAAGCCUUCAGUUGUAGCUCAUACCUUAUGCAUCAAAGAAUUCACACUGGGGAGAAACCCUAUCGGUGUAACAAGUGUGGAAAAGCCUUUGGACAGAGCUCCAGGCAACUCACGCCCGGAAGAAACCUCAGCUAG